Bipolaris sorokiniana ND90Pr is the source of this 616-nucleotide messenger RNA. RefSeq lists its product as uncharacterized. The coding region runs from base 49 to 555 and encodes 168 amino acids. The record is from RefSeq and is a predicted model, not a curated record. Lineage: Eukaryota; Fungi; Ascomycota; Dothideomycetes; Pleosporales; Pleosporaceae. The transcript has 3 exons.
CAACAACAGUAUAAGUAGUUGAAUGCCUUGAAACAGGUAUAUGUGCAUAUGGAGAAACAUAUCAACAAAACGUCCGAUGGCCUCGUUGUGCUCGAGAGAGAUCAGAAGAGUACGAAUGCCCAUACUGGUUGCUUGGUCGCUUUGAGUUGUGGCGCAAGUAUCUGGUUAUGCGGUACUGGGCUUGGCACCAUCGGGUUGGCGAUGCAAGAACGAAGUCACAACAACCUGUUAAGAUACUUGCAAGAUAUUGUGGCUGGUCCAAUACAGCAGUCGUCCAGCGCUGCCUUGGCUGGAAGCAUAGCCUUGUGUAGCGUUGGGUAUGUGACAGCAUGUAUAAUAGCUUAUCAUCGGAAUCCAAGUUUUGUCGCAUUCACGACUGCAUUUUGCAUCGCUGCAGUCUUUUUCGAAGGCUUGUGGAAUGGGCUCCGUGUGAGCCUCAUGGAAAGGCUCGCAGUUGUGAUGCCGUUAGCAAUCAACAUCGGUGUUACAUUGGCAUUGAAUCGUCGAAGAACCCCAAAGUCUCGGGGUUUACGGAUAGUUGGCGACAGUGCAUAGCAAGUCUUAAGAUACGAUUCUUUUUCUAUUCAUGGGAACUGUUCGAGCGAUCCGGACGUGG